AUGUUGACCAAACUCGCAGUCCUUCUUGCUAGUUUCGCGCUAUCUAACGCUGUGCCCAUACAAAUAUUUUCUAAUGGGGUCGCUGUAUCCAGCGGCGGUGUACCGCUGAAACAGCCCAUUGGACCGACAAUCAAUGGUAUUUAUCAGCCAGUCAACCGUCCCGUCAACCAACCCAUAAACAGACCAAUUACACCUAUCGUCACACCUAUCAGACCAGCUAUCAAUUCCAUAUUUCGUACGCCAAGCAUUGCUUUUGGGUUCGGAAGCGGUUUCAGCAGCGACAUCGCCGGAAUCAAACACUCCACCAGUAUCGGCUCUUCAUUCUCGACUGGCGAUGCUCAAGCUUACGGCUCCGGAAUCGGGAGUACUGGGAACACAUACGCUUCAGGAAUAGGUGUAGCUAAUGCAGCCCCUUCCACUUCAUACCUCCCAGCUUUUACAUCAUCCCAACAACGCUACGAUAGUUAUGGGAACCCUGUACCUGAUUAUGAUAAUAACUACAUAACAAAUGACCAAGAGCAAAACACUUUAAACUACUAUCCCUCUCAAUCAAACGAGUGGCCACAGAGCUACGAAAAUUACGGACAAAACAAUGGUCAACUCCAAUCUGCAGUGUCUUCUACUCAAAAUGCUGGCAACUUCCAAUCGUCUACAUCACUGGCUCAAAACCAGCAGGGCCCAGGUUAUCAAUUGGCGAUAUCAUCAAGUCAGAACGGAGAUAAUUAUAGAUCAGCAAUCUCGAACGCUCAGUCUGGCGAUGGUUACUCCAAUUUUGGGUCUGCGAUCUCAGCAACUCAGAACAUUGGCAAUCUUAAUGCGAGCACAGCUCAGGCUAUCCAGCGGAGUGGUGGUGGUCUCCAGCAGAGCGGUGCGACAAUCAUCAGUGGACCUGGAAUACAAGCGGCCCAAUCUCAUGCGAUAAAUACUAGAUUUUACCGUCACUAA
Achroia grisella is the source of this 945-nucleotide messenger RNA. RefSeq lists its product as uncharacterized. The transcript is spliced from 2 exons. NCBI's taxonomy places the organism in Eukaryota, Metazoa, Arthropoda, Insecta, Lepidoptera, Pyralidae. The record is from RefSeq and is a predicted model, not a curated record. Bases 1 to 945 code for a protein of 314 amino acids.